GUCAUGUGACUCCUCUGAGCCGCUUUAUUCCCCGGCUGGGUUGGCUGCGCUCCAAGUCACUCCCCGCAGUCGGCUGGAGCCAGAGACGCUUAUUUGCUGUGUUCCGGAGGCCGGGCUCUCAUUCAUUAGACAGCCGUCUAGUUUCCCUGGAAACACAAGCCAUGGAGAGAGCCGCGCCAUGGACGGAGCCGGAGGUCAGAGCUCUGAUCAGUAUCUGGUCAGAGGAGAGCAUCAAGCGGCAGCUGCAGGGCACCCUGAGGAAUAAGGGGCUCUUCAUGUACAUCGCCCUCCGCAUGAGGCAGCUGGGCAUCUUCCGGGACUGGAAGCAGUGCCGCUCCAAGUACAAGAACCUGAAGUACGAGUACAGAGCGCUGCGGAGUAGUACCCGGGAGCCCGUCCAUAAGAUCCCCUUCUACGAUGAGCUGCACGCCAUACUAGGCGCUGAGGGCGCACCGCAGGGGGGCAGCGAGGCCGGCCCGGAGGAGGACACCUGCCCGGAGCAGGCUGCAGAGCCAGAUCUGCAGAGUCCUGGAGGAGGUACCAGUGAUCUUCUACUUGUACCGGCUGUUCAUAAUGAGGGAGGAAAGCAUUGGUCGGCUAGGGAGACACUGGCACUCAUAAACAUCUGGUCUGACAAGAGUAUAAAGGGACAGCUGAAAGGAACCGUCAGGAACCAGAAGAUAUUUGAGCACAUUGCAGGUCUUCUCCAGCAAUCAGGGAUAGACAGAGACUGGAGGCAGUGCCGGACUAAGUAUAAAAAUCUAAAGCAUGAGUAUGCUGUGGUGAAGAAGGCUCAUGAUUCUGGAAACCGAUGGAAGACCAUGAAAUAUUUCAAAGAACUGGAUGCUAUUCUAUCAGGCAAGCCGUCUGGGUACAGAAAGAUUAACAAUGAUAAACCAUCAUCCGUGCCGUGCCCGAGACCUGUUCCUGCUACUGUUGCUGCUGACUGUCUGUCAGGUCUUAUCUCUGAAAUUCCAGAAGGAAACCCUGUGGGUCAUAAUACUCCCAUCAUAAAGCAGGAGCUUAAUACCAGUGGGCAAUGCCAUGAAAGUGAGCAGCAUGACUUAUCUACUAGAGGGAACGUAGUAGCCAUCCACAUAAAAGAAGAAUCAUCAUCUGUAGAUGAUAACCCAGAAAUGGAUGACAACCCUGACGAUGACUUCCGAAUAAGGACUAUAAAUGAUGCCGGAGGAGGCAGGAACUGGAGCGAUUAUGAAGUCCAAUCUCUCCUGCGUGUCUGGUCAGACGAGAAGAUAUCCCUGCGGCUAGAUGGCACCUUCAGGAACAAACAAGUCUUUGAGGAGAUUUCACUCAGGCUGAUAGAGUUUGGGAUCAACAGAGACUGGAAGCAGUGCAGAAGAAAGUACAAGAACCUAAAAUACGAAUAUCAUUGCAUUCAAAAAGACGAAAAUAAUGAAAACCAACGUACGAUGAGGCAGACAGUAAAAUUCUUCGAUCAGAUUGAUUGCAUAUUGCGACAUCUACCAAAAGUUACAGCACAGGUUGCUGAAUAUGGACCACAUGGUGGCGUCCCAAACCAAGGAAUCUGUCAAGAGGAGCCCAGAACAGUUAGUGGAGCACAGGACAUCUUAGGCUAUGUUCUAGAGAAGGAUGAGAAGUGUUUUGGAGUGUUAAAAGUGGUGGUUACGGAAUGUAAAGAACUUCACAAUCUGAAGAUAUUUGUCUUCCAUAUUCAAGUUGGGAAAAAAAUUACUCUGAUCAAACCGUAUAUGUUGGCCUGGGAUCAGGACUUAGGUGAGGUGGCUUCUGAGGAGGAUUGGAAACGUCGAUCAAGGGUGACAACCCGAGGCUUACUUAAUGUUUCACUCUCGGAAGCCAACUUUAAAGUAUUCUCCAGGUGGUACCUGGUGCCCUCUAGACUUGCACUUAUGUACCCAGGAACAUCGCCCUUAUGUUUUCGGGGAUGUGCGCUCGAGGGCACUAUGUACCAUAUAUGGUGGACAUGUCCGCGUAUCCGAAACUUUUGGGGAGGGGUUUUUAACUUAAUCUUCCGGGUCGUGGGCAUAAGGGUCCCAAGAGACCCUAGGCUGGCCUUGCUUAAUGACACUAUCCCUGAAACUCCUAAACACACUAGAAGAUUGAUAAAUUUCAUAGUCCUGGCAGCUAAAGUUACGAUCGCUAAAACAUGGAAGACACCCAGGGUACCGCUGAGCCAGAACUUCAUUGUCCAGAUCAAAAGAAACAUGCAUGGAUUCACACUCCAACAAAACACCCGUCGCAUCAGCAUGCUGCUGUCAGACCAUGUGAAAAUCCUUCAGCAGUUAGACUGA
This is a messenger RNA of Nanorana parkeri, 2291 nucleotides long. RefSeq lists its product as uncharacterized. The transcript has 9 exons. NCBI's taxonomy places the organism in Eukaryota, Metazoa, Chordata, Amphibia, Anura, Dicroglossidae. Bases 162 to 2291 code for a protein of 709 amino acids. The record is from RefSeq and is a predicted model, not a curated record.